AUGGUCCAGGGAAAAGACGUAGUUCCGGGCCAACCCUCGACUCAAAACAAUACACAGGAACAUCUCAAAAAAGAGAUGUGGGACGACGGAGAAGGUGAAGAGGCAGAGACGAAGGUUUUUGUGGACUCUGACGCAGAAGCAGGAGACGCAGGUAAAGAUUGGCUGCCGUACAUCAUCGCCUCUGUCUUUCUUUCUCUCCUCUUUCCUCCCCUUGGAUGCGUCGCGUUUUGCUUGUCUUUAGGAGCGCCUUCGGGCUCUAAGAGGGCCGUGUGGGCGGAGCGGGCGCUGCGUAUGGGAUCUCUUCUUUCUUUUGUUUACACUCUGGUGCUAGCGAUGCUGCUGAGUGAGUAUUACUAUAUUCCUAACAGCGGCGCUGUUCUGGGCUAUGGCUUUUAA
Molecule: messenger RNA, 396 nt
Organism: Eimeria acervulina
Lineage: Eukaryota; Apicomplexa; Conoidasida; Eucoccidiorida; Eimeriidae
Exons: 4
Coding region: 1-396 (131 amino acids)
Source: RefSeq, a predicted model, not a curated record